Molecule: messenger RNA, 3811 nt
Organism: Pyrus x bretschneideri (Chinese white pear)
Lineage: Eukaryota; Viridiplantae; Streptophyta; Magnoliopsida; Rosales; Rosaceae
Product: aspartyl protease family protein At5g10770-like
Exons: 3
Coding region: 153-1619 (488 amino acids)
Biological process (GO): proteolysis
Molecular function (GO): aspartic-type endopeptidase activity
Source: RefSeq, a predicted model, not a curated record
ACGAAAAAGUUACACAAAUUAUUGUGGCGCACCGACACCUUCGAAUUUCCAUUUUAAUUGCCGUACGUCCCUACCUCCCAAUGAGCUUAUAAGGAUAUAUAGGAGUUUAUGCUCAGAUUCCAGGAGCUACUAGCUAGGCUUGUUAUUAGAUCAUGGCAACUCCCAUUUCUAUCUCCCCUUCCUUCCUCAGGGUUUUCUUUGGUUGCUUUGUGUUUUUUAUCUGCGUAAUUCUCUGCUCGCCGGAGAAGGGCCUUGCUUUGACAGAAGGAGAUACAAAAACUGACCUUCUUCCACAUACUCACACAGUUGAAGUAAACUCUCUGCAACCAGCAACCACCUGCAUCCUCUCCACCCAAGGUCCUUACAAUAACAAGGAAUCGGUAUUGGAAGUGGUACACAAGCAUGGGCCAUGCAAACAACACAGAUCACAAAGUAACCCCACUGAUCAGGAUCGCACUCAAAUCCUCAAGCAAGACGAAGCCCGAGUCAGCUCAAUUCACUACCGUCUUAACUCACUCACACAACCUGACGCCGCCACCAAUACCAUCCCCGUCCAGUACGGUCUGGAACUUGGAUCAUCCAACUACAUUGUAACAGUGGGCCUCGGCACACCGGCCAAAAACCUCUCCCUCCUUAUCGACACAGGCAGCGACCUAACUUGGACACAAUGCCGACCGUGUGUCCCAUCUUGUUACAAACAGAAAGAGCCAAUGUUCGACCCCUCCCACUCCACCUCAUACUCCAACAUCUCCUGUGAGUCCGCUGCGUGUUCUCAGCUCACAGUGGCCGGCAUCGGCCGCGACUGCUCUGCCGCCACGUGCACCUACAGCGCCAAGUAUUUAGACAACUCUUCCUCACUGGGCUUCUUCGGCAAUGACAAGCUAACAAUAACACCGACGGAUGCUUACGAUGAUUUCGAUUUUGGCUGCGCGCAAAACAGCGAAGUCCAGUUUGGCGCCGCCGCCGGUUUGCUCGGUCUGGGCCGGACCAGCAUCUCCUUCGUCGAACAAACCUCCCAGAAAUACAAACGAGUGUUCUCCUACUGUCUACCCUCCACUUCAAGCUCCACCGGCUACCUCAAAUUCGGCCCCGACGGAGGCUCCGGUAACGCCGUCAAGUUCACGCCGCUCAAAACUUUAUCCCAAAGCGCUACAUUUUACGCCCUUGACCUAGUUGGAAUCACCGUCGGUAGCCGUCAGCUGAAGAUUUCAGCCUCUAUCUUUUCAAAGUCGGGGACAGUCAUCGACUCGGGGACGGUGAUCACGCGCCUCCCUGCCACCCCGUAUGCCGCAUUACGCGCGGCUUUUAGAAAAGCGAUGAAGAAGUACCCUUUUGCUAAGUCGAAGUCUGCCCUACUAGACACUUGCUACGACUUUAGUGGACUUAAAACGGUGUCGUACCCAAAGAUAGGGUUUGUAUUUGGAGGUGGGGUUACGGUAGACUUGGACGCGACAGGGGUACUGUUCCAGACUAGUGGUUCGCAGUUUUGCUUGGCGUUUGCAGGAAACAAGGACGAUAGUAGCGUCGGGAUUAUCGGCAACGUUCAGCAGAAGAGGCUGCAAGUGGUGUACGACGUUGCUGGGGGAAAGAUCGGAUUUGGCCCUGCAGGUUGCCCCUGAUUGAUUAGCUACUUAAAUCAUUGCUGAUGAAGAUUUCUAACUGGUGGUACUGCUAAGUAAGCAGCUACCGAAAAAAUAAAGUUGUUAGUAAUGAUCUCGUUGUCUUGUGGUUCCGGUGAUGUCAAAGUGUUAAUUAUCUGUCACUACAAGAAAAAUGACCUAUGGAUACAAAAUUGAGGACACACUUAAUUAUUUUGUGGAUAACUAACCAAUUUUACACACAAAAAAAUUGUAUUUGUUUCCUUUGUAUAAAGGCACUAAUUAAUGUGCCCAUUCUUCUACAAAUUUGGCACAAAUAUUUUUUCAAGACAUCAUUAUAAAAAUAAUGGACUCAAAUUAUCAUUUGUGCCAACAUUUUACUUGUAAAGACACAAUUAUUUAUUUUUUAUUAUUUUUCAAAUACUUAUGGCCCACACAUACCCCACUUUCUCUGUCUCUCCGUCUCUCUCAGUUAACCCACCCACACCCCACUUUCGUCCCUAACCCACCCACACACCACACCCCACUUCCCUCCCUCUCCCUUUAACCCAAAUUCUCUCUUUCUCAACCAAACAAAAUUUAUGCAUCUCUCUCUACCACUCUCACUUCUCUCAAAUCUGAGAUUUUCUUUCGUUUUUUUCUUGGAAAAACACAUGUGCAUCAGAUUUGAGAAACACCAACGCCUCCGCAUCUCUCUCUAUCUCAAUCGAUCCGUCUCUCCCUCUCGUUGCAUCUCACGCUCAGAUCCCAACUGUCUGUCGUUUGAGAAAGAACUUGAAGAAAUGCAAGAGAAGGUUCAGGCAACGAGGCUUUAGAAGGAGAAACCAAGAAGCUCCUUAAGAAGGAGGAAUCUUGAAGUUCAAGAAGGAAGAGCUCCAAACAAAGGGCCAAGAGCAAGACAAGCUUCAGAUGGAGUUGAAGAAGCUGCAGGAGUUCAAACUCGUCGAGUCGGUUAAGUCUGAGAUCGGAUCUAAGAUUCUGAGGAAGCACCAUCGUCUUCACUGUUCCUCAGAUCAAUGCCAUAAGGAGGUAGUUGUUUUAUAUUUUUCCUAAUUCGCAAUCAAGUUUUCCUUUUUUUUGUUUAAUUUUUCAAAUUUAUUGUAAUUUUUUGGGAUUCCACAGUAUUUGGAGGCAAAGGGGUUUAGAUGGUUUAGGGGUUCGUUUUUGACCUUUGAUACCUUGUGAUCGAUCAACUGGAAUUUCAAAAUUGGAUAGUCUGUAUUUUUGUUAGCUAGCUGUAGAGUUGUAUGAUAAGCUUGGAGGUAUACUUAAUUAUGUCCUAUAAUUUUUUAAGUGUUGAAAACCUGAGAGAAACAGAGUUCAUACCCCUGUGGUUUUUCACGUGGGUUGUAACCCUACCUCUAUACUACUGCAAUUUUAAAACAUUAUCUUAUAUAUGACUUUAAAGUUUUUGUUAAUUAAUUCUUUUUAAUCAAAUAGUGUCUGCGUUAGUUUCCUUUCCAUAUUUCUAGUGUUCUAGAAUUUUUAGUUUGUGUGUAAUGUUUGAAUUGAUUGUAUUAAAUUUGGUUGUGAUUUUUUCUUUCUUUUGUAUUAUAGUGCAACAAAGACAUAAUCUAAUCUAUAAAGUUGUUUGUUUACAUUCUUUGAUCAGGAGCUGCUAAUCAGUUAUUAACACAACUUUAUAUUGUUGGGUGACUUAUCAUUGUUGUGAUCAUCAGUACCUAUAUGGCUAUCAGCAGUGUCGAUGAUGUCGGUGUUAAGUAAUAUCUCUCUGUCUCUUGGAAAGGAUUGGCCUUACUCUUGCUAAGGGUGUAGAUAUCAUAUCUCUUCAAUUGUUUCUUAAUUUAUUUUUUGCACUUGCUCCUUUGAUCAAUUAUUUAGCUAUAUAUCAGAGUCAUGAUAUGAUGGCCAUUUUUAGGUGAACAUUUUCAGUAUUAUUUUAGAUAGUAUACAAUACCAAAUAAUGUAUUGAAAUUUGAUAUUCUGAACUGAAUUCGUCAGAUUGUAAAUCAGCAUGAAGCUACAAGUAGCAACAUUGUCAGGCACAAGGAGUUUAAUCUUCAAACACUUGGAAUUGGUGGCUUAGGUGCUGAGUUUGCAGAUAUAUUUCGAAGAGCUUUUGCAUCCCAUGUUUUCCCUCCUCACGUGACAAAUAAAUUGUUAAUGGCCCUGAAGUUUUGAGCAAGUUGGUGAAACUAAGAAAAAUGUUAGGAAUCUAUUUGCUAAUGCUGAGAAUGAUCAAGGGGCUCGCG